AUGGAGUGUGCUCCGAGUCAGUGUACUCCGAAUGUCUACCGGGCGAUCAUGUGUUUCGAGAACUUGAGCCGUUUCUUCAUGCUGGACUGUUUGAGGCACUUCGAGCGGUAUGCCCAAGUUCGCGUCUACAAGGCUAAACUGUUUGACAAUCUCAGUCAAGGAGAUCAUGUGUGGUACGACGACGUGUUGGAAGUCAGCGGAAGGUGGGAGGGCGACGUUGGUACUGGCCCACUUGUUCCCAUCACCUAUUGUAACGUGAAUGACAUUAGCAAGAAAUUGAAGUUGGGGCCUGACAUGGCUAAGGUCCGCCAUGCUUUGAACAUCCCCUCAAAGUUUCGCGAGUGGCGUUGGUUAUUGAGCGAGUAUCGGGAGGAAGACGGUGGACUGCCCCCUACCGAGGAUGUCGAGAGAUGGAAGCAGAAUGGUCCGGACCCUGAUGAUCUACCUGCUGGAUAUGAGGAGUGCUCUGAUGAACCCCCAUCAAAGAGGAAAGCUGAUGUCAAGUCACGGGAGAGGAAUGCGUCUCCAUUGAGGAAGAGGUCAAAGUUCCCUUCCGCCGAGAAGACCCAAGUAGGAGCUACUUUCGUGUCAUCUGCACGGGUUAAACAUCUUGUUGGUGCAGAUAGCAAGAAGAUUGGUGGUAUGCGCAACUUUAGGGAUGUCCCCCUUAAGCCUCUUGCUGAUGAGUUUGGAGAUCGUGAUCUGCUUCGUGAGAUAGUCCGUGCGCGAUCUAGUUCACCUGUGGAGAGGCAAAGAGAUGCAGAUGUUCCUAUCCGAAGUUCGGGUCGUUUGCACCAGUCGAAGAGCGGAGGUCGAUCUGGGAGGUUUGCUCAUCCAUCCAACCACCAUGAUCCUGCUGUUGGGUCACGAGCAGUCAAGCGUGGAGUUGAUUCUUCGUUUCCAAUUUCUUUGGAAGUGAGGUUGGCAGAGGCUAAGAAUGCAAGAGAGUCAUCUGCUCGGGCGAAAGGUUCUUCUUCAACAUUCGCAGUUGAUCCCCAGGUGGACAAGUCCAGCCCUGCAGGGGAUGCAGGAGUGUCUGAUCUGCUCAAGACGCAUUUUCUAUCAAGUCCAUCCGCUUGUGUUGGGCUGGUUGAUCAAAUCCGUCAAGCUGGUGAUCUUGGUACCUUUUCAAGUCUUUCCUUGGAAAAACAAAGGGAAGCCACACUUCAUCUGCUUCAAAAAGGAGUUGUUUUUGCUGCUGAGACCAUUCGGAAUUCGUCUGCUGUUGCCCCCUCUUCUGCUCAGCUCAGUGAGUUGGAGAAGAAGAAUGCCGAGCUAGUUUGCAAGCUUUCUGCCGAGCAGGCCCGCUAUGAGAAGAAGACGUCUGACUUGAGGGCGAUGAUAUCCGAGCUGAAGAGUUCCCUUGCUGAGAAGGAUUCCGAGCUUAACUCCUCCACUGCUGACUUGGCUAGUCGGAAAGAUGCUUACUUCCAUCUUGAGCGCAAGAAUGCCGACAUCUCUCACAGCUAUGACAAGCUUUUGGCUAGAUUUCGUGCCUAUCAUGAGUCUGCUGAAGAAUCCAGGUCUGAAGCUACCGUGGAUGCGUACAAGCUGGGCUACAUGGACUGCAUAAAUAGAAAAGAUCCAUUCUUUGCCAUUGGAGAUGAAGACAUUGAGAUGCUUUGUCCUGAGCAGGUUAAUGCUGUGGACAUGGAAGGAGUUGAAGAGCUGGUGGCUGAAGAGGCAGUAGCCGAUGGAGCAGGAGAGGAUGCAGCCGACGAGGCAGUGGCCGAUGGAGCAGGAGAGGAUGCACUCAGUGAGUUGGAGAAGAAGAAUGCCGAGCUAGUUUGCAAGCUUUCUGCCGAGCAGGCCCGCUAUGAGAAGAAGACGUCUGACUUGAGGGCGAUGAUAUCCGAGCUGAAGAGUUCCCUUGCUGAGAAGGAUUCCGAGCUUAACUCCUCCACUGCUGACUUGGCUAGUCGGAAAGAUGCUUACUUCCAUCUUGAGCGCAAGAAUGCCGACAUCUUUCACAGCUAUAACAAGCUUUUGGCUAGAUUUCGUGCCUAUCAUGAGUCUGCUGAAGAAUCCAG
Messenger RNA from Prunus avium (sweet cherry), 2030 nucleotides. Lineage: Eukaryota; Viridiplantae; Streptophyta; Magnoliopsida; Rosales; Rosaceae. The record is from RefSeq and is a predicted model, not a curated record.